Molecule: messenger RNA, 1062 nt
Organism: Miscanthus lutarioriparius
Lineage: Eukaryota; Viridiplantae; Streptophyta; Magnoliopsida; Poales; Poaceae
Source: the annotation of a GenBank genome assembly
AUGGUGUUCUUCCAGUGGGUGGAGCAGUCGGAUAGGUCAGGAAUUGGCUGGGGCAAGUUUUACAAUGCAAUGGCAAAGGUUCUCGGCCAUGAGGGCUGCAUCCAGGAGUUCUGCGAGGUCUUGCGGAAGAUGAGGGGUAAGGGGCUUGAGAUGGAUCGGGAUGUGUAUGUUACUGUCACCGACAGGUUCCUCAAGAGGAAGAUGGUUGAGGAUGCAGUGGACUUGUUCCGAUUCAUGGCAAAUAGGCCAGAGAAGCUCUCGAAGGAGGAUUUUGUUGUCCUGCUGAAGAAGGUUGUGGUCACCGGUGAUUUGGAUCUUAAGUUGGUAACAAGGGUCGUGAGAUACUAUCAACAUGCGGGCAAUGACGUCAAAGCCUUCACCUUUCAUUCUGUUCUCAAGUCAUUGAGGAGUGUGGCGAGGCUUGGGGAGAGUGGUAGAGUGCUCAGGGCGAUUAAGGAAGGUGGUUUUGCACCAGACAGUGUUGAUCAUGAGAAAGCUAUUCUUGCAAUGUGUGAUGCUGGCAAUCUUGAAGAAGCACACAAUUAUUUGGUUGAUGUGGAAAAAAGUGGCAACGAGAAUGUGGGUUCUGCCCUUGAGGCGCUGGUUUCUGGAUUAUGUAAGAAGAAAGGGGCAAAGGAAGCAUUCAAAGUUCUGAAGAACCUGGUGUCUGAAAAGAAUGUAGUUCCUUGGCAGACAACCUACAAGUAUUUGAUGCACAAGUUGAUCCGCCAAGGGCAUCUCAAACAAGCAUUUGAAGUGCUAGGUUUGAUGAAAAGUCACGGCUAUCCAUCAUUUAUUGAUCCUUGUAUCACACAUAUUUCAAAGUCCGGGACAGUGGAUGAUGCCCUGGGCCUGCUGAAUGUGACAUCAUCAAAAGGGUUGCCAUCAAGAACAGCUCAUGUGCGCUUGUUUCAAGCUUUGUUGAAAGAAGAUAGGCAUGAAGUUGCACAGCAGCUGCUUUCCCAGUCUCCUGCUAGCAUCCAGAACCAUGCUGAUGUUCGUGAUAUUUUCAGUAGGAUUAAGAUGGAAGAGCCCAUUCCAGCGGCAUUGGCAGAUGGCUGA